Molecule: messenger RNA, 1807 nt
Organism: Halteromyces radiatus
Lineage: Eukaryota; Fungi; Mucoromycota; Mucoromycetes; Mucorales; Cunninghamellaceae
Product: general substrate transporter
Exons: 8
Coding region: 91-1713 (540 amino acids)
Biological process (GO): transmembrane transport
Cellular component (GO): membrane
Molecular function (GO): myo-inositol:proton symporter activity
Source: RefSeq, a predicted model, not a curated record
UUUUUUUAUAGGGAAGCCCUUUUUUCCCCUUUCCUUUUUCUUUCGAAUUUUUUUUUAUCCCCCUCCCCCCUCCUUUAUUUAUUUUGUGGUAUGCCUUCCAAUAAGAAGGAUCCUCAGCUUAGUGAAGAGAUCCUGGACGAUCCUCUUCCCUUUCAACAAGAAAUAGGGAAGGCGACAUUUUUCGUUUAUGUUCUUGUAUUUUGUGUUUGUGUGGGUGGCUUCCUUUUUGGUUAUGAUACUGGUGUCAUAUCUGGUGCUCUUUCUCCUAUUCAAGAAGAAUUCAAUCUUAAUAAGGUUGACCAAGAAUUGAUCGUUGGUGGUACUACCUUUGGUGCCAUCUUUGGAGGUUUCUUUGCUGGUUUGUUUUCAGACAAAUUUGGACGCAAGCGAUUGAUCUUGUUUGCAUCUGUGGUAUUCAUUGUAGGUGCUUUGUUAUUGGCCUUGGCUCCUAAUUUUGCAUGUCUCCUUGUGGGAAGAUUGGUAGUUGGUUUAGGUGUAGGUGUGGCAUCCAUGAUUGUCCCAGUCUUUGUCAGUGAAAUUGCACCAAAAAAUGUCCGUGGAAGACUGACAACACUCAAUACACUUGUGAUCACGUUUGGUCAAGUCAUUGCUUAUGUGAUCAACAUUGCAUUUUCAAAUGUCGAUCAAGGUUGGCGAUAUAUGUUUGGUCUUGCUGGUGUUCCUGCCCUUUUCCAAUUGGUGGUGAUGCCCUUCUUACCUGAAUCACCUCGGCAUUUGAUUAUAUCUGGAAAACAAGAAGAAGCAAGAUCGGUUAUUCGAAAAAUCUAUGGCGAUAGUGUGUCCGACGCAUUUAUUGAAGGGGAAAUUGCUUUGAUUGCUGAUGAUAUUCAAAUUAGUCAUGCAGGUCAAUUCAAGGAUUUUAAACAGGCCGAGCAUUAUCGUCCUCUUAUUAUCGCAUGUAUCUUACAAGCUGCUCAACAAUUAUGUGGAUUCAAUGCAGCUAUGUAUUAUGCAGCAACAAUCUUACAGAUGGCAGGUUUUCGUAGCAAUCAAAACUCAACAAGUGUGGCUAUCAUUGUAGCGGUGACGAACAUGGUAUUUACGAUGGUAGCAGUGGCUGUUAUUGACCGAGUAGGACGGAGAAGGAUGUUGGUAGUGACGAUGUUAGUGAUGAUCGCUGGUCUUAUUGCUUUGGGUGCUACGUUUGGGGUACAGCAAGGUUUUAUUCAAAAACAAGCCUCCUGUAGUGGUUAUGCUACUCAUUGUGCACGAUGUGUUAUUGAUACUGAUUUGAAAUGUGGAUGGUCAAUUAGUCAAGAUACCUGCGUGUCUACCAUAAAUCAUGAUUUGAGUGAUAUUUUCUCAAGUCCAACAGGAUGUCCUCCACGUCCGAAUGAUAGUGCGAUUACUGGAAUCUUGAUAACAGCAUUAAUUGUCUAUGUGGCUAGCUAUGCUCUUGGGUUAGGAUAUGCUCCAUGGUUGAUUCAGAGUGAAAUAUUUACUACAGCUAUGCGCGGCAAAGGCAAUGGGAUCUCAACAGCCGUUAACUGGAUAUGCAAUUUGAUCAUUUCUACCUCCUUUUUAUCAUUAACCGAUGCAAUGACCACUGGUGGUACUUAUUUCUUUUAUGCUGGACUCUCUUUAAUACUUUACAUAUUGAUCUAUUUUAUGGUACCAGAGACUGCAAAUCGAACUUUAGAGGAAGUCCAUCAAAGCUUUAUGAAAAGGAAGAAACCAUCAUCAUCUUUAUGAUACUCUUUGGUCCUUUUGGUUAAUCCAUUUUUGUAGUAUAGUUUUUUUAUUUAUUUAUUUAUCAUAUAUCUUGUCGUUAUUCGUUUUAUAUCUG